AUGUUGCUGUUCUGCCCCACCUGCAGCAACAUGCUGCGCGUCUCUAAAGUGCCCCCCGGCGACCCCUCCACGGCGCAAUACGAAGGCCAGAACCGCUUUGAGUGCCUGACCUGUCCGUACCAGUUCGUUCUCAACAAGCGAUACUUCGAGCGCAAGUACAUGAAGAAGAAGGAGGUUGAGGAUAUUCUGGGAGGAAAGGGCGCGUGGGACAAUGUGGACAAGACAUACGUGCAAUGUCCAAAUGAGAAGUGCCGGAAUGACGAGGCAUAUUGGUAUCAGCUGCAAAUUCGGAGCGCUGAUGAGCCUAUGACUGCUUUCUAUAAGUGCACGAAGUGCAGCAAAGAAUGGCGAGAGUAA
Trematosphaeria pertusa is the source of this 357-nucleotide messenger RNA. RefSeq lists its product as uncharacterized. The record is from RefSeq and is a predicted model, not a curated record. Lineage: Eukaryota; Fungi; Ascomycota; Dothideomycetes; Pleosporales; Trematosphaeriaceae. Gene Ontology annotation, molecular function: zinc ion binding; DNA-directed RNA polymerase activity; nucleic acid binding. The transcript is spliced from 4 exons. Bases 1 to 357 code for a protein of 118 amino acids. Gene Ontology annotation, cellular component: RNA polymerase III complex. Gene Ontology annotation, biological process: DNA-templated transcription; termination of RNA polymerase III transcription.